GUGUUUUACUUAGGCCUAGGACAAGAUCCGAUGUACAAAAGAUUCCGAGGAUGAACGAGUAAUUCCAAGUGCAUAGUCAAAACGAAAGUUCCUAAAUAGCAUAAGUUAGGCUUAAAAAUGUACAGUUCCAACGAGUUCCUGCACAGCGCCGGCGUCAGCCGCCACAUGCAAGCCACCGGCGAGGCGCCUUCGCAAAAAACGAGCAUGAAAAGACGCUCGUGCGAAGUGCCUCUAGGGGAUAUAUCGUCGAACAACUUUAAGAUAUCUUUGAACGAUAUCAACGACGGUAUAAGCUUCGACUCCAGGUCUCUUCGAUCUGAGGAUACGCGUUCCUUGCGCUACCGACCUAUAGACAGCCGUAGUGUCAAGAACUUUAGGUCCUCCUUGGUGGAUCUUUCCAACGUCUCCACAUAUUCCCUCUCUCGUCCUCCGAGCUAUGAUCAGCUGUCCCGAAGGUCGAUCAUCGAGGGUCCGGAAGGUCAGGGCAUGACGUCCAGCAUCGAGGGAGUGCUGUGGUCUGAUGAGGAAGAGACUGAAUACUUUUACCAUGAGAACAUCACUGCGGCUUGGAAUCAAGAUCUAGCAGCACUCCGGCAACUUCUAGAAACAGAGACCGGCGGUACCACUUGUCCCAGUUGUAACAUGCCCUUUGAUAAGGGUAAAAAGAGAAAACUCAUCGACACGUGCGGGCAUGAGCGCUGCUACUCCUGCAUGUUCAGAAACGAAGCGUGCCCUCUGUGCGCUAGGAAGAGCACCAGAAGACCAGUGAUGGAGAGGUACACUCCGUCCCCGCAGCGACCGGCAGACCAGGACUGGCAGUCGCCCAUGAGGCUACCCAAACCUCCCAAACAAACCACCAGCUUGGCCCAAAGCUGCCCCACACCACCGCACACCAGAAGAAGAUUCUUCCUCAGCCCGAAGUCUUUGAGGAGUCCUUUCGGGCAGAGAAGCAGGCAUUCAGAGAACCACGUACCCUUAUCAGGACUGCCGGAGGAAGGACCCAGGAGUGCGGCCUGGCCAAGCCUGGUGUUUAACAAAAUAAGGUCGUUGUGGUCUGCACACUCGUCGGUGCCACAGGGACUCAAUCAGUUGACAGAUGACGAGGGAGGUCACAAGUAUGAGUCCAGAAGACAGAACGACCUGUAUAUGCGUCUGGGUCUUCUCCUGGGGGAGAGAAGGAGAAGCAAAUCGCGGGAGAGUUGCAACUCUCUCGCUUCUCUGGACGCACAUACCCUGGCCUCGCAUAAUACCAGCCCGGUGUCAACCCUAACCGGUUCCUCGGAGGUGGACGCGGCGACACCCCUGGGUCGGGAGUCAUUGGGUUCGCUGGCGUCCAUGUCGCUCAGCAACUGUUCCAGCCCCGGCAGCCGACGACACUCUGCUACCGGUCUCCAAAACGGCAGAGAGGAGUUGACGCGUAUGUCUAGCGGGUUCUUCAAAAACAGGAAGACGGCCGCGCGCCGCUCAGCGCGAGCCAGCAGUAAACAGUCCACGGCCUCCGCUGAACUGAAGAAAGUUCACCCCACCCCGCAACUGACGUUACGGCCGUUAUUCUUCGAGGUGCCGUCCUGUGAUGGCAACACCUUCUCUGGCAGACAGUGGCUCAUGAGGGACAUGGAGAAGGCUCUAGAAUCUUCCACGUCAGGAAUCUUGAUCUCCGGUCGAGCGGGUACAGGCAAGACUGCUCUCAUUCUCCAACUGGUUGAAUACUCGUGCUUCGGUCGGAAGCGGUAUUUCGACGAGGAGCUACGAGAACAGACAGACAUACGGGAGGUGUUACCUGAGGAGGUGACGGCGGGGCUGGUGACGCAGUUAGCGUCGAAGGUUGUGGCGUAUCACUUCUGCCAGGCCGACAACAACAGUACUUGCCUUGUAGGAGAAUUCGUACAUUCCCUGGCCGCGCAGCUCUGCCAAGCGCCAAGACUGCAAGCCUACAGAGAAUACCUACUAAGCGAACCGCACUUACUUGCCUGUUUAUCUCUUAAGGAAUGCAUCGCAGACCCUGAUUUAGCCUUCAUGAGAGGAAUCAUAGAACCGCUGAUCACCCUACGGAAGAACGAAGCCAUAGAUUCAGGAAACAGCAUAAUUUUGGUCGAUGGGUUAUGCGAGGCGGAGUACCAUAGACCAGACCAUGGGUACACCAUAGCAUCUUUCCUGACCAGGCAUGUACCUGAAAUGCCGUCUUGGCUCAAAGUUGUGACCACCAUCAGGACCCAAUUUCUUGAACUGACCAAACAGCUACCGUAUACCAGACUGAGUUUGGACGAGUCAGAUAAUGUAAAUAAGGAUUUGUUGGAGUAUUUUAACUCUAGAGUCCAUUCCGCACCGAUCAUAGAAACGAACGUCAAGAGUUCCACAGGAAAAUCGGAGGGAGUCCACAAUUCUGUGACGAAAUUCGCUCAAUAUGUGCUCCAUCUUAGCCAAGGAUCGUUCCUGUUUCUGAAAUUAAUUUUAGAUCUUCUGGAACGAAGUCAUAUUGUAGUCAAAUCUACGAACUACAAAGUAGUGCCCAUUUCUCUUGCCCAGAUAUUUCUACUGCAGUUCAACUUACGAUUCCCAACGGUGCAGUCUUUUGAAAAGGUCACCCACAUACUAAGCGUCUGCCUGUCCGCCUUAUACCCUCUCACUUUGGUGGAGAUAUACUACUCAGUCAAUUCGUUGUUAGUCGACACUUUUAUGCCAUGGGAGGAGUUCUGCCUGAGAUUUGAGAGCCUCUCAGAUUUUCUGGUGAAGCGCAUCGACAACACAUACAUGUUCUUCCAUCCGUCCUUCAGAGAGUGGUUGAUAAGACGCGAUGACAACGAGAGCCCAAAAUUCCUCUGCGAUUUAAGAGCAGGGCACUGUGGCAUCGCUUUUAGACUAUCUCGAGUCCAAGCGCCUUUGGAUCCGGAGAAAUCUAUGGAGCUAGGUCACCAUAUACUGAAAGCGCAUAUGUACAGAAACCUAGGUCCAGCGCAGCUCGGUCUGUGUCCUAGAGACCUCCAGGCCAUGAUGGUGGCCACCAGCGCAGCAAACGUUGGCGAAGCUAUCGCCAAUUUAAGGAAUAUCUACACUCCUAACGUCAAAGUAUCAAGACUAAUGCUCCUAGCUGGUGCCUCACCAAAUCAGAUCACGGAGUGUCUUGGCAAUGCUCCAUUAUUGUGUAUGUACGCCUACCAAGGCAUCAUUUCUAUGGUGGGGCUGCUUAUUGAGUUUGGAGCGGAUCUGGAGAUGACAAACUCUCAAGGCUGCACGGCGCUGUCUCUAGCGUGUCAGCGUGGACACACUGAUGUAGCGAGGAUGUUGAUUGCAUCAGGUGCAUCUUUAAGCCACACUGACACAGCCGAACAGACACCCCUAGUCCACGCAGCCAAGAACGGUCACAGAGACACAGUGAUCUACCUUCUGGGCUGUCAGACCGGUAAGGACGAUAGGUCCUUGAUCAUGGAGGAUAAUAUCGAGCAACUCGUCCCAGGAGCAAGACAUGCGUUGAUUGGUGCAGCACAGAACGGGCACUUGGAUAUUGUGGAGUAUCUGUUGGAUACUGCUGAGCUAUUCCCGGACGGUAUCUGCCCAGUCACCGGUGAAACUGCCCUUACGGCCGCCUGCAGUGCCGGCCACGCAGCCAUUGCCGGAGCCCUACUUGCGAGGGGGGCGACCCCCUACUCGCUCAACGCUCGCCAGAUGUCGCCUUUAGCUUUAGGGGCGAAGGCUGGGCGAGCUGCCUUGGUGUUGAGGCUAUUAGAUGCGGGUGCUGAUGUGGGAGGCUCCGGGGGCAAAGUCCCGCUGAUAUUAGCGGCGGCGGAGGGACACGAUGAUGUGGUGGAGAUCUUGUUGGACCAUGGCGCGGAUCCUGAUGCUGUCGAUGCUGACGGUAUACCGGCUCUGGGCUGGGCGACGCUGCGCUCCAAGAUACCGACGGCAGUUGUGCUGCUGGACAGAGGGGCGACUAUCGAUCUCCCGGACGGCUCCGGACGGACGCCACUCGGGUUGGCGUGUGGCGGGCCUGCCGAACUCGCUUCACUCCUGUUGGAGCGAGGCGCAUCACUAGAGCGGACAGACCACACCGGCCUGCGCCCGCUAGACCGCGCGAUUGGACAGCGGAAUGUACCGUUGGUGAACUGCUUUCUGAAGAAAGGAGCGAAACUCGGACCUACCACGUGGGUUAUGGCAUCAGGCAAACCAGAAUUUAUGCUGAUUCUGCUAAACAAGCUACUGGAAGACGGUAAUCUCCUCUACCGGAAGAACCGGCCAUCGGAAGCGGCUCACCGCUACUCGUACGCGCUGAAGAAAGUCCAGCCAUUAGUUGGAGAAGACGGGGCUGACUCUGCCUUCUUGCAGCUCAAGACCAAUCUACUGCUGAAUCUGUCGCGGUGCAAGAGGAAACUUAAUGAACCAGCGGAAGCAUUAGAACUCGCGUCCCGAGCGUCCGUGUUACGUCCCAACGCGUUCGAGUGCUCGUACGCGUGCGCGCGCGCGUUACUGGCGCUCAAUCGCGCGUCCGACGCCCUACCGCACGCACGACGCGCGUUACUGCUGGCGCCGCACGACACGAGCGCGCAACGCACGUUACGCGCGUUACAACAAGAGGUGCUAGCGCGUAUAAACACAAAUGGCGGUGUCAGAAAUUUUGACUCUAUCAGCUUGAAUUUGCCAUGAAAAGAAAUAUUUCCUGAGUAGGCAAUGUAAUACAAUAAAGUCUUAAAACUGUAAAAAAAAAAUAAUAUCGUCCGAAACUUUACAAUAUUAGCUUAAAUUUGUUUAAAAAGUUCGAAGGUGCCUACACUGUUCGAGGGUGUCACAAAAACACAUUUUGUGGAUUGUCCCUGAGUGUUUAAUUAAUCUGCCUAAAAAUAAAUU
Aricia agestis (brown argus) is the source of this 4839-nucleotide messenger RNA. RefSeq names its product protein TANC2 (gene rols). The record is from RefSeq and is a predicted model, not a curated record. The transcript has 17 exons. Gene Ontology annotation, molecular function: protein binding. NCBI's taxonomy places the organism in Eukaryota, Metazoa, Arthropoda, Insecta, Lepidoptera, Lycaenidae. The coding region runs from base 118 to 4638 and encodes 1506 amino acids.